This is a messenger RNA of Cordyceps fumosorosea ARSEF 2679, 2118 nucleotides long. RefSeq names its product AMP-dependent synthetase/ligase. The record is from RefSeq and is a predicted model, not a curated record. Gene Ontology annotation, molecular function: long-chain fatty acid-CoA ligase activity. The transcript has 3 exons. NCBI's taxonomy places the organism in Eukaryota, Fungi, Ascomycota, Sordariomycetes, Hypocreales, Cordycipitaceae. Bases 1 to 2118 code for a protein of 705 amino acids. Gene Ontology annotation, biological process: long-chain fatty acid metabolic process. Gene Ontology annotation, cellular component: endoplasmic reticulum; membrane.
AUGUAUAAUCCUGCCACAGUUGCCGCUGCCAUCGAGGAGCUCGGUGCUUCACCACCGCCUGGCAAGCCGCAUGGCAUCGCGCUGCCCGGCACUGAAAAGCCGAAUCGAAGCCAAAUCUACCGCCACUGGCAGUUCGCCGAUCGGCCGCUGCUCGAGACCCUGGACCCGGCCGUCCGGACGCUGCACGACCUAUUCGAGUCCUCGGUGCAGCAGUUUCCCAGAAAUGCGUGCCUAGGCGCCCGAAAGUGGCUGCCAGACUCCAAGACGUGGGAUAACAAGUUCAGCUGGCUGACCUACGCCGAGGUUGCCGAGCGGCGCAAGAACUUUGGCGCGGGCAUCGUGGAGCUUCACGAGCGCCUCAACUUCACUAAGAAAAGCCAGUACCCGGUUCCUCUGUGGGCACCGAACAAGCCAGAAUGGCAAAUCGUUGAGCUCGGCUGCAUGUCCCAAGGUCUCUUCACUGUUUCUCUGUACGAGACUUUGGGCCCCGACACAACAGAGUUUAUUCUCAAUCACGUUGAGGCUUCGUGUAUAGUUGCUUCCUUGCCUCAUAUCCCAGGACUGCUCGAAAUUAGCCGCCGUCUGCCCCAUCUCAAAAUGAUCAUCUCCAUCGAUCCUCUGGACAACGGGGAGCAAGAAGCGUAUACAAAGCGUGCGCUACUCUCUGAAUUGGCCAGCCAGCGCGGGUUGCAGCUUUACUCCUUGGACGAAGUUGAGAGGUUGGGCUUCGAAUCCCAAAGACCUAUGCGCCCAUGCAGCGCCAAUGACAUCUACACCAUCAACUACACCUCGGGCACCACUGGUGUCCCGAAAGGCGUAAUUGUUACUCACAAGUCCGCCUUAUCAUCGAACUGCGUCAGCCGUAUCAUGAGUGGAGGUGUGAGCAGCGACGUGGGUCUUUCUUAUCUGCCACUCGCGCAUCUUUUGCAGCGCUUAGUUGAGCAGGAGGCCUUUGCCUCAGGUUCACGCACCGGGUACUUCCGUGGCGACCUGACGGGCUUGCCGGACGACAUCAAACUGCUGCGGCCUACAACCUUCAUCUCUGUGCCGAGGGUAUUCAACCGAUUCAACGCCGCCAUCCGCGCUGCUAGUAUUGAAGCGCCGGGCUUCAAGGGGGCACUCUCGAGACAUGUCAUCGACAGCAAGCUCGCAACAAUGAAGCUGCCAAUGGGUCAGGCCUACAACACCCAUUGGCUCUAUGACCGCCUCUGGACCUCAAAGGUCAAGGCGGCGAUGGGCUUUGACCGUCUGCGUGCCAUGGCCGGCGGAAGCGCCCCCAUCGAUCCGCAAGUGCAGACGUUCCUCGGCGCGGCCCUGGGGAUCCCGUUCGCCCAGGGAUACGGCAUGACCGAGUCCUCGGGCGUCGCCACCUGCCAACUCAAGGGCGACUUUGAAACGGGCCACGUCGGUCCGCCGAUGCCGUGCGUGGAGAUUUGCCUCGAGUCCGUCCCCGACCUCGACUACCGGGUCGAGGAUCAGCCGCGUCCCCGCGGUGAGGUGCUCAUGCGUGGACCCUCCAUCUUCUCCGGCUACCUCAAGAACGACGCCGAGAAUGCCAAGGUGCUGGAGCCGGACGGCUGGUUCCACACGGGCGACAUUGCCGAGAUUGACGAGCUGGGCCGGGUCCGGAUUAUCGACCGCAAGAAGAACAUCCUCAAGAUGUCGCAGGGCGAGUACGUCGCGCCAGAGCGCAUCGAGAACAUCUACGCGGCCAACUGCGGCAUGAUCGCCAACGGCCUGGUGCACGGUGACAGCUCCGAGUCCACGCUUGUGGGCAUCUUUGGCGUCGAGCCGGAGCCUUUUGCGGCGUUCGCCGGCAAAAUCCUCGGCCGCGAGGUGUCGGCUGCGGACGUGGCGCUGGUCCGGGAGGUGGCGGCGCACCCCAAGGUGAAGAGGGAGUUUCUCCGCAUACUCGAGGACAUUGGAAAGAAGAAGAAGCUGUCGGGAUAUGAGCGCAUCAAAAACCUCACCCUAGCGGUGGACCCGUUCUCUGUUGAAAACGAGCUGCUUACGCCGACUUUGAAAUUGAAGCGGCAACAGGCGGCCAAGGUCUACAGGGCUGAUAUCGUCAGAAUGUACAAGGAGAUUGCUGAGAGUGCUCCCGUGGCUAAGCUAUGA